AUGUCUUUUGACACGCUCAAACUCUCAACUACUGAGCGCCUGGUGGGCCGCUGUCUGAGGUAUCCGCCAACGUUUGCGAAUCCUGGCGGCCUCCCUAAGCCCAAACGGUUUCCAGUGGACCAGAUGCAGAGUUUUCGCGAUCAGGAAGCUGCUGUUUUCCAGGACCUCUUGUUUGUUUUGAUCGGGCUUGAAGGAUUUUAUAUACGGUAUGCGAACUCUUUUAGCAUCGAUGACAGCACUCUGCAGCGUCUGAUUGGCCCGGAUUUUUCAAUCAACAAGCACCUCGAUUUAGGACUCAAGGAUAUCGCCAAGAGAAUUAGCCGUUUGGGGAAAUACUACGUGAGUUUGGUGACGUUUGUGGAGCAGUACGACGAUCUAGAGCAUGGGACCGUUGUCCAGGCUUUAUGCUUUGAGAUCAGAGAGGUUCUGCGUGUAUAUGAGUCGAUCCUGGUCCAGAUAGAGCACGAGUUCCACCACAACGCAAACUACUCGGUUACACUGCUGGAGCAAGAUCUGACCGUCAAUACGACCCUCCAGUUGACCCAUUUGUACGAGCUGGUAAUGAAGAUUGUUCAGGAGAAUGAGAAACGCAAAGAUUCGUCCAACAUGAACAAGAUGCGGUUUGAAAGCAUGCUCAAAUCUCUCAAGGACGAUCAUUACACCGGAACUUUGGACGGAGUCACGUCGGACACCACCAACAGCAAAGUCGUGAAGGGUGGUUUGGUUUUGAGCUUCAUUCAGUCGGGAAUUGACAAACACAAGGGAGAUGCCGCAUCUUACCAGUUCAUGGUGGACUUAUUCAACAAGGUGUCUGUUGGCUAUGUUUCCAUGUUCAAUUGGUGGCUGGAAACGGGCACCAUCGAGGACCCCUAUGACGAGUUUCUAAUACACCAAAAUCUCGAAGGCUCUCGUGUAAGUGAGGACUACUGGGCUGAUAAAUUCACUAUUCGAAGCGAGGGACUGCUCAAGCAAUUUUAUCCUCCCAGUGUACAGAAAAAGGUCAUCCUCACAGGCAAGUAUUUGAAUGUGCUAAAGGAGUGCGGCGUUGACGUCGACAGAUUGGGGUCUAUUCAGCAUAUCAAGACUUUACAGGACAACGAUCUCUUCAUCCGGCUAGAUGAAGCGUACGCAAGAGCUAACAAGCUGAUAAUCGACUUGCUGUUCAAUGGAUACCACAUCCGGGAAUUCUUGGAGAGCUUGAACAAGUACUUCCUGCUCACAAAUAACAGCAAUUUCGAUGACUUCAUGACUGACAGUCUUUCUGAGCUGCGCAAGUCCAAAGAACACGCUUCCAUCAACACGCUUAGCAAGCUGUAUCUUUCAAGCUAUCAUAAAGACGACGUGAUACAAGAUCAUGCAAGUGCCAAGAGCCGACGCCUGAUUUUCAACCUUGCGACCCUGUCACUCACCAAAUAUACACUACUGGACGAACUGGUGAUGAUCUUGAGCGCUAAGACCACCAACUCCGAAAAGGUGUUUGCUUCAUCUGACUUGAACUCUCUCAAGAAUCUUCUCAACUCCACGCUCGAAGCCAACGAAAACAACGCAAAGACUAGCGUUUUGACAAACACCAAGCUUGAUCAAUACGCUGUGUUCAGCUUCUGUCUCGACCUCGAAGUGCCUUUUCCGCUAAAUCUGAUUAUCACCAAGUCGCAAAUGGUGGAGUACCAAUUCAUUUUUCGUAAUCUCUGUUACCUCAAGUUUGUGGAAAAGUGCUUAGAGAUCUCGUGGCGGGAAAUCACACACCAAAGAUUCUGGAAAUGGCAGUUCCGUGAUGAGAGAUUGCGCCGGUGGAUCAAGAAGGCCAGGGUUGUCCAUGCCAAGAUGCGGACGUUUGUGAACUUGUGCCUGUUCUACCUGAACUACGACGUGAUGCACGCGAAUUGGAAGAAAGUGGAGACUGUGCUGGAGAGUUUGAAGACCGACCCGAGUGUGGAACUGGAAACGGUGUUUUCGUCAAUCAAAUCCUUCCUUAGCACCAUUUUGUCUGAAUCCAUGCUGACCAAGAUCAGGCUCGCACAAAUAGUGAAUCAGCUAUUUGCAAUCAUUGUUCUGUAUCAUAAUUUCGUGAUGGCUUUAAGAAAAACGCUGAUUUUGAUGGACAAAGACCUCUUCACAGAAAACCAAUCAAAGCUGUCGCCGGGAACUACAUUCGAUCCCGAAAAGAAUGAAACCCGAAUGAGACGCUUGAUAGCCGGACUCAAGAGUUACGAAGAGAAAUACUACUCCAAAAUGAGCGACAUGAUGGAUGCACUAAAGUACUACGGUGAGAUAGAUUCUCCGUCGUUAUUACGUCUAUAUGAGGAGCUGGCGCUGUCUUUCAAGAUGGAGAUUUACUAAGGUUCCACUUUUCCAGAGCACUCUGCCAUCAUUUCCAAGACACUCUCGAUAUUUUCUUUGCGCAUUGCACAGCACGGAACAAUUUUCCAACGGCGUUGCUCCACAAACUCUUUGAGCUUCAAGAACUGGCGUUCUGCUCCGUCCAGAUCCGCUUUUGUGGCGACGAUUAGCACGUUUUUAGCUUCCAUUCGUUGAGGUCCCAUUUCCUGAAGCAGGACUUUCAAAUCUUCCACAGGAUUCUCGCUACCCAGAGAUAUCACGAAAACUAAGCCGCCCGAUCUCUCCACGUGUCGCAAGAAAGUCAGACCCAUGCCUCUAUUCUCGCUGGCACCCUUGACCACUCCAGGAAUAUCGGCCACUGUGAAAGACGGCUGAUCAAUUCGCAGCUGUAUCGUUCCAAUUGUAGGUUGCAGUGUGGUGAACUCCCAGUGACCCACACGUGGCCGAGCGUUAGAAAUGGCGCGCAAUAGCGUGGACUUUCCCGCAUUUGGCAGUCCGACCAGUCCAAGAUCUGCCAAUAGUUUGAGCUCAAAGAUGAAAUUCUGCUCCAAGCCUGAGCGCCCCAUUUUCGCAAACCGCGGGUUGCGAACGUUGGAAGUCAAAAAAUGCAUGUUUCCCAUUCCUCCCCGACCCCCUUUUAGAACGAGAAUCGGCUCUUUGGUUGGCUCUGCAAAAUCAAUGCCUUGGAUGGGAAACACGUCAUCCAUGAGCUCAUGAUAUCUUUGGUCUUCGUCAUAUAAUUUGACACGUUCAUUGAGGUCUACGAAAAAGUCGCGUUCCAUGUGAUACUGUUCGUCUUUUUCUUUGAAUAUCCAUCCCUUCCCCGGCUCAUAGCUGUCUCUGAAAAACUGGAUAUUUCUGGGAACUCUAUCGCGUCUCGAACCGGCGCUUGCCUUUACAUGGAACACCUGAUCGUUCUCUGAAUCUCUUAAUGAACGGAUUUCUUUGGGGUCUGCACACCACAUCAUGGUUGUCCCAACAGGAACUUGUAUAUACACGUCUUCUCCCCGUUUCCCAUCCAGUUGACCACUUUGGCCGUUUCCACCGUCUCCUGCAACAUAUUUGGCCUUGAUGCUGUGAAGUGAACUCAGGCCCUCAACGGCAGACACAUAGAUAUUGCCACCAUCUCCACCAUCUCCACCGUCAGGUGGGCCCACGGCAAUGCCCGUGUCUCGGAAAAACGAAACCGCUCCAUUUCCACCCUUUCCCGACCUCACCUUUACGACCUUCAGAUCUGCAAAGGACUGCGAAGAGUCGGCCUUGGGACGUUUACUGGACGGCAGUCUCGAAAACGGCGACGAUGCCACGAAAUAGUCGGAUGCGGGCACCGAAAGCGUAAAAAAUGAGGUUCCUGGCUGGCUAUGCGGAUCUGCUUUUUUCACCACAUUGACGUGUUUCCCACCGGGGAGCCUGAGUUUGAUGAAGUCUGGGUUUGUUUCGGACUCGAGCUCCGAAACUUGUCGUAUCUCGUAAGUUGAUUUAGGCAAUUCUGUGGGGCGUGAAGGUUUUGGAGUAAUCGAGAACCUAGCCAGUUUUUUGAGCCAAGCAGAGUUUUCUUCCAGCGUAGGCGCGUUGUCAGGCACUUUGAUGGCGCGCAAUCGCAGAGAUGUGGAAAAAUAUCGAACGUGACUGGCGAACAUGAAAAGGAAAUUUUUUUUGAUUUUUUAUUUUCAAAAAAUAAAUGC
Ogataea polymorpha is the source of this 4025-nucleotide messenger RNA. RefSeq lists its product as uncharacterized. The transcript has a single exon. Gene Ontology annotation, molecular function: gamma-tubulin binding; microtubule minus-end binding. The record is from RefSeq and is a predicted model, not a curated record. Lineage: Eukaryota; Fungi; Ascomycota; Pichiomycetes; Pichiales; Pichiaceae. Bases 1 to 2340 code for a protein of 779 amino acids. Gene Ontology annotation, cellular component: equatorial microtubule organizing center; gamma-tubulin small complex; centrosome. Gene Ontology annotation, biological process: cytoplasmic microtubule organization; microtubule nucleation; mitotic cell cycle.